This is a messenger RNA of Phacochoerus africanus (Common warthog), 4070 nucleotides long. It is a transcript of the gene SS18L1, whose product is annotated as SS18L1 subunit of BAF chromatin remodeling complex. NCBI's taxonomy places the organism in Eukaryota, Metazoa, Chordata, Mammalia, Artiodactyla, Suidae. The transcript has 11 exons. The record is from RefSeq and is a predicted model, not a curated record. Gene Ontology annotation, biological process: positive regulation of transcription by RNA polymerase II; positive regulation of dendrite morphogenesis. Bases 173 to 1381 code for a protein of 402 amino acids. Gene Ontology annotation, molecular function: transcription coactivator activity. Gene Ontology annotation, cellular component: nucleus.
CGAGGCGGCGGGUCCGGAGGCAACGCGGCGACGGCGGGGCGGGCGAGUCCACGGCGCAGCACCCCCCGCGCCCCCCGCCCCCCAGCGACUGCGGAGAAUGAGCGCCUCUGGCCGCCGAGCGCAGCCGGAGAAUAAACCCCGAUGAUCUCGGGCUGAUCCUGCGCCCGCGACCAUGUCGGUGGCCUUCGCGUCCGCCCGGCCGAGAGGCAAAGGGGAGGUCACGCAGCAAACCAUCCAGAAGAUGCUGGAUGAGAACCACCACCUGAUCCAGUGCAUCCUGGACUACCAGAGCAAGGGCAAGACGGCCGAGUGCACCCAGUACCAGCAGAUUCUGCACCGGAACCUGGUCUACCUGGCCACGAUCGCGGAUUCCAACCAGAACAUGCAGUCCCUGCUGCCCGCCCCGCCAACACAGAGCAUGACGCUGGGCCCCGGGGGGCUGUCGCAGAGCGGCUCCAGCCAGGGCCUGCACGCCCAGGGCAGCCUCGGCGACGCCAUCGGCGCGGGCUUGCCGCCCUCCUCCCUCAUGCAGGCCCAGAUCGGCAACGGCCCGAACCACGUGUCGCUGCAGCAGACGGCGCCGAGCACGUUGCCCACCACCUCCAUGAGCAUGUCCGGCAGCAGCCACGGCUCGGGGCCCGGCUACAGCCACUCGGGACCGGCCUCGCAGAGCGUGCCCCUGCAGGGCCAGGGCACCAUCAGCAACUACGUGUCUCGGGCCAACAUCAGCAUGCAGUCCAACCCAGUGUCCAUGAUGCACCAGCAGGCGGCCUCGUCCCACUACAGCGCGGCGCAGGGCGGGGCCCAGCACUACCAGGGCCAGUCCAUGGCCAUGAUGGGCCAGAGCGGGCAGGGGAGCGGCAUGAUAGGGCAGCGGCCCAUGGCCCCCUACCGGCCCUCCCAGCAAGGCUCGUCCCAGCAGUACCUGGGCCAGGAGGAGUACUACGGCGGCGAGCAGUACGGCCACAGCCAGGCCGCGUCGGAGCCCCUGAGCCAGCAGUACUACCCCGAUGGACACGGCGAUUACGCCUACCAGCCGUCGUCCUACACAGAGCAGAGCUACGACCGGUCCUUUGAGGAGUCCACGCAGCACUACUACGAGGGCGGAAACUCGCAGUACAGCCAGCAGCAGGCGGGGUACCAGCAGGGCACGGCUCAGCAGCAGACAUACUCCCAGCAGCAGUACCCCAACCAGCAGGGCUACCCUGGGCAGCAGCAGGGCUACGGGCCUGCCCAGGGCGCCCCCUCGCAGUACCCCAGCUACCAGCAGGGACAAGGCCAGCAGUAUGGAAGCUACAGAGCAUCUCAGACGGGCCCGUCCGCCCAGCAGCAGCGGCCGUACGGCUACGAGCAGGGCCAGUAUGGAAAUUACCAGCAGUAAGGGACAAGCGUCCGUGUGGAGCCUCGCGGUGGCAUGUCUGUCCGGGGACGGACAGGCUGGUGACAGUUCUGACGAGCUGUGACCCGUGGGUUGCGCCUUCGCCCCACACAGCGUCUGCAUGUGAGGCGUGCACAUUUCACGCUGGGUGUGACCGUGAGCGUGCACCGCGGGUGCCAGAGGCGCUUUGAUGGUGUGACGCAUUUGGUGCUGUGUAUAGUAUUGUAUGUCCGUACAACGGAGACGUCCUCCCUUUUUGUCCCCCCGCCCCGGUGUUUCUAGCUAGCUUUAGGGGUCCUUUGGUCACCAGAGUAUUCGGUGCCCAGUGGUGGACGCACCCACACGAUGCCACGGGCCACGUCCUCAUAGAAACAGCCCCUGUCGGACCGUGGGUCGUGAGCGUGUCUGUCACUGGCCGCGCCGCAGCUGGGCACGUGUGCACAGCCCCGGGGUGGGUGGCAGCCCCUUCUGUGCCUCGAUGGGGAGGGAGCGGGAGGCAUCCUCUGUGAGUCGAGUCAGUUCCUGGCACACGACGGAAGGAUUAACAGGCUUCAUUUGAAGAGGCUCUAGACGGCUGUUUCCAGAGCGCCCGCGUUCCCUGUGUCUCUCACCGAUCCCGUUUCUCCGAAAGGUGACGUGUUUUUGUACGAAAAAGUAAAGCGGGGUCUGAGACUGUGGUCCAAACGCGUGUGAAUCCGUGACGGCAGAGCGGGACGAGCCUGAGCCGGGGGGAGGCUCUCUGAGGGCAAGAGAGGGCAGGUCACUGGAACUUCCUCGGCUUGGGCCCUUGUUUGACUAACGGUCACUUCUGGGAUUUUAGUAUUUAAUAUGCCCAGUUCUAAAUUUACAAUUUAAAACGUAGACACCAAGUUUUCCAGGCAGUUGGCAAGCGUCUGUUUCGCACCCUCUCAUCCAGGACGGCCGCGUUCCCACCUGCAAGCAAGCGCUCUUUUUCUUGUAGGGAUGUCUGAGAGUCACAUCUCAUUUGUAAACAGAACAGCGCCGAGUUUUACAGUGUUCUUCCUUGAGAAGGAAAGGUCUUUGAUCAAGAAAUUCGAGUCAUUUUUUACAUUCCUAGGACAUUACAUCCCAUUUAAAUUCUGUGCAAACAUUGAAGACAGCUCACGUGGAAAAGUCAGGUCAAAGAAAAAUUCUGCGUUUCACUAGUAAGUCACAUGGACAUUUCAUCACCCUGCACUUGGGCAAUAAUAUCCCUGUUUACUGUGACGCCGUCAAAACGUGUUGGGUAAAUGCUGACCUAUUUCCAAGACAACCAAGAAAAUACAAGAACUCUCCACUUCUUGGUAUAUCAGCUCUACUGAAGGUGAUGGUUUUAAUCAUUUUGUUUUACGUUUUAAAAUUUUAAAGUCGUUCUUUAUCCAGAGUUGAAUGCUUUAUGGUUAAUAAGACGUUUUUCAUGUGUUUUUACUGGAGUGAUUUCUGACAGUCCACCUGGGAAUGUGGAGGCAACUAUGGUUGCCAUUCUACAGCUGAAGAACCGAGGCUCAGAGGACAAGGACAGCCCAGCCCGUGUCGCCUACAAGUCCUGCUCUAGGACCUUCUCCCCGCUUCUGUGGAGACAGAAUCACACAGACAUGGGGAUAGAAGUGGUUAUUUUGUAGACAUACGGGUUUUAGAAAAACCCUUAAUACUGCUAAGGGCUUAAAAAUACAUGUCUAGAUUAAAUUACUGCAAUGAGAGAGUCCUUAAUUGCUAAAUGACACAGACAUUAGCAGUUUCAUUUGGGGAGUCAUUUCCCCUGAUUUUGUUAUGUUCUUUCCUGACAAUUUUCAUAGAACUAAUUUGCAAGUUCAAUGGGGAUUAAAAUUUCCCCUUGAAAAUGUUAAACAUUUCAGGUAACUGAAAGUAGUUUAUUUGUAUUCCUUGCCAAUCUGGGAAUAUGCCUUUUAUUUUUUUUAAGUGCUGUAUUAAUACUUUUUGAAGGAAAAGGACGCUUAAAAUUUUACCCCAAAACUUCAAUCUGAAAUGUCUUACAUUAAGAAUUUCUUGAAUGUUGUGUAUAUAUUUUUAAAAAAGCACUUUGUGAAAUAGUUUGUACAUUUAUUUCCUAAUUUAUACAUGAUUUUUGGUGUUAAUAUAUUUAAUGAUUAAUAACAAAAUGUUUAUUUAGUGUGUUGUCCAUUCUUAUGUAAUAUUGUGGGGAAAGUGAUGCCAGCAGCUCCCUUUCGUUCUCUGUAUUAUAUCUUCUCUUCUGUAACGCGAGCGUCUGCAACGCUUAGGCUGCAGUGAGUUGUCUGUGCAGUGUGCUUGGUGGUGCUCGUUUCGCGACUGCUUCGGCAGAAGGCCGGGAAGGUGGGAGCAAAGCCUGCAGACGGCGCUCCUACUUCCUGCGCUUGUCCGGAGUCUGACAGUGGCCCGCCAGUGUGCAGAAGGGCUGACCUGUCCACGGGGCGGGCGUGCCGAGGACCGGGCAUCCGGGCGGGAGCGGGGCCGGAGCCGGUCCCAGGUUCGCACGCGGCGCGGCCGUGGGGCGUCCGCACAGACCCGCACAGAGGGCGGCCUGACUUUCGGCCGUGGCGGCACCUCUGUGCGGAGUAGGUCAGACGGGCUCAUUCGUGAGCGCGGUAAAAACCAUCCUUACUGGUUCGUUUCUUUUUUCCGUCGGAGUUUGGCGUCGAAACCGUUUAUGCUUUUGGUGUAAUCUGUCAAUAAACCGGUUCUUCGAAAACCA